AUGACAACCACAGAUCCCGUCGAAGCGCCGCGCGCGCACCGGAUUCCCUACUGGCGCAUCUUGACUGACCAAGGGGUCGUCACCUCUGAGAUUAUCGACUACCCUUACGUUGGUUCAGGGACCGAGGAAGAUCCUUUCGUUGUCGAAUGGAUUCGCAAUGACCCACGUAACCCGAUGGAGUUUGAUACGCGCCUCAAAUGGGUAUACACCGUUAUCGUCGCCUUCGCCACAUUCUCUGUGUCGCUUGCCUCAUCGGCCUACGCUGGUAGCAUUGGUGAGGUUCUCAAGGAAUUUGCCGUGAGUGAAGAAGUGGCCACUCUCGGUGUAUCCUUGUUCGUGCUUGGAUUCGCGGUUGGUCCACUGCUUUGGGCACCUCUCUGCGAACUCAUUGGUCGCCAGAUCGUAUUUUUGAUCACCUUCCUUUCACUAUCCGCAUUCUGCGCUGGCGCAGUUGGCUCUCAAAACAUAUGGACCUUGAUCAUUCUACGCUUCUUCGCCGGUUCCUUCGGUUCCUCGCCUCUCACCAACGCCGGUGGAGUUAUCGCGGAUAUCUUCACUGCGGACCAGCGAGGGCUAGCAACUAGUCUUUUUGCUGGAGCACCCUUCUUGGGUCCAACAUUGGGGCCUGUUAUUGGUGGAUUCUUGGGUCAAUAUGCUACAUCUGAUGGAUACCUGGGCUGGCGGUGGGUUCAGGUAUUCUUAGCUGUCUUUACAGGCCUGAUCUGGAUCGUCCAGGGUCUUUUAAUCCCCGAAACAUAUGCUCCUCUGCUGCUCAAUAAACGGGCGGACCGACUUUCUGCGCUCACUGGACGUGUUUACCGCAGCAAAUUCGAGAUAGAGCGCGGUCGCCUAUCAGCUCGAGAUGCAUUUACUGCGGCGCUAGGGCGCCCGUGGAUUCUGCUAUUUUCAGAGCCUAUUGUUUUGCUGCUCUCAUUAUAUAUGGCUAUUGUUUACGGUACCCUCUAUAUGCUCUUUGAUGCGUUCCCAAUCAUCUUCCAGGACAUUCGUGGCUGGGGCGAGGGUGUCGGAAGUCUUCCAUUCCUUGCAGUCAUGAUUGGAAUGAUGAUAGCCGUCGGCCUAAACAUGUACGACAAUAAGCGGUAUGUGAGAAUUCACAAAGCCCACAACGGAUUUGCACCCCCCGAAGCCCGUCUCCCACCUACUAUGUGGGGCGGCCUUGCUAUCCCGGUCGGGCUGUUUUGGUUCGCAUGGACAAACUCUCAAUCUAUCCCUUGGAUAGUGAGUGUUCUAGCAACAGCUCCCUUUGGGUUUGGCAUGGUAUUUGUUUUCCUUGGGAUCAUGAACUAUCUCAUUGACUCGUACACAAUCUAUGCUGCGUCCGUGCUUGCAGCCAACUCGAUCAUUCGAUCUUGCUUUGGUGCCGGGUUUCCGCUUUUUACAACCUACAUGUACCAAAAUCUAGGAAUCCACUGGGCAUCUUGUGUUCCAGCUUUCUUGUCUCUUGCUUGUGCGCCAUUCCCAUUCAUCUUUUACCACUACGGCCCAACCAUCCGCCGCAAAUGCAGGUAUGCUGCUGAAGCGGAUAGUUUCAUGCGCAGCUUGGCCCAGAAAGCCAAGGCACAUGAGGGUACAAAUGACAAACUGGAUGAAGUUUCAUCAAAUGGAUCGAACGCUCCCGAAGUACCGGGGUCUGCUGACGAUGCUACAUCAAUCUCUUCCCGCUCAUCUUUGGAGCGUACCGAAACUGCGUACGAUGCCAACCCUUAUGACAUUGACCACGUGAAUACCCAAAACUCAGCCAUCACUCGCCGAUCGCGCUCCACAGAACGCCACUCACGGGGAUUAUUUGGCUUUUGGCGCAGAUGA
Molecule: messenger RNA, 1827 nt
Organism: Penicillium soppii
Lineage: Eukaryota; Fungi; Ascomycota; Eurotiomycetes; Eurotiales; Aspergillaceae
Product: MFS transporter
Exons: 1
Coding region: 1-1827 (608 amino acids)
Biological process (GO): transmembrane transport
Molecular function (GO): transmembrane transporter activity
Source: RefSeq, a predicted model, not a curated record